Molecule: messenger RNA, 1295 nt
Organism: Rhododendron vialii
Lineage: Eukaryota; Viridiplantae; Streptophyta; Magnoliopsida; Ericales; Ericaceae
Product: ferritin-like catalase Nec2
Exons: 3
Coding region: 194-1153 (319 amino acids)
Source: RefSeq, a predicted model, not a curated record
GUAGAGAGGGAGGACAAGAGGUUGAUGCAGGAGACUUUCUGCCAUUUUGCUCUUUCUUCUAACUUUGAGUAAGAAACUAAAGUGAUGUAGAUGCUCUUAGCCUCACUAUAAAUUGCAUUAAACUCUCUCCUGUAUUUCAUCUCCACCCCCCCUCACGCUCUCUCUCUCUCUCUCCAACACAAACACAGCAAUAAUGGGGGUUCUCUUAGCCUCCACUUUCUCCUUGAUUAGGUUAAUAGUAUGGAUGUCAAUCAUGAGCAACUGCAUCUCCAUCCCUUCAUCCUACCCUAUUUGCGAGUCACCAUGUCCACCCCAUGCAAUCCCGGUGUAUGAAGAAGACGUGGAUACAUUGCAAUUUGCAGUGAACCUUGAGUUUUUGGAAGCUGAAUACUUCUUGUGGGCAGCACUCGGGUACGGACUCGACCAUGUUGCGCCCCAGUUAGUUCUGGGUGGCCCCCCUCCCAUUGGCGCCCAAAGAGCCAAACUUGAUUCUCUUACCAGGAAUAUCAUCACGGAAUUUGCGUAUCAAGAAGUCGGUCAUCUCAGGGCCCUUGAAAAAACAGUGGGUUUGUUUCCAAGGCCUCUAUUGGAUGUAAGCCCGAAAAACUUUGCAAAACUGUUUGAUGAAGCAUUCGGGUAUGAACUCGAUCCUCCAUUCGACCCGUAUUGUGAUAGCCUCAGUUACAUGUUGAGUUGCUACGUGAUUCCGUACAUGGGACUUGUUGGUUACGUUGGAGCAAAUCCUCUUAUCAAUGGCUACCAGACUAAGCGGCUCUUGGCAGGACUCUUGGGAGUUGAAUCCGGCCAAGACGCGGUUAUACGAAUGUACCUCUACGAGCGAGCUGAAGAACUUGUGCAUCCAUAUAACCACACGGUGGCCGAGUUUACCAUCCGCAUUUCAAAGCUCAGAAAUCAGUUAGCGAUGUGUGGCAUCAAGGAUGAAGGCAUCAUUGUCCCACCUCAGCUAGGAGCGGAAAAUCGUACAGAGAGCAACGUGUUAUCGGCAAAUUUCUACUCCAUCUCUUAUAGGAGAACUCCAGGGGAGAUACUGCGGGUCGUGUAUAACACUGGCAGUGAGCAUUUGCCCGGUGGGUUCUACCCUCACGGAGGAAAUGGAAGAAUAGCCAGAGAAUUCCUGAAAAAGCCUCAUUGAACGUAUUACUAGCUUAAUUUGCUCUGUGCGAAGAUAUAAUAUAUGCAUGUGAAGCAAAUAAAGAAAGGACGACUGCUGAGAUGUAAUGUUGUUGUGACGAUUACAGUAAAUAAAUAAUACGGCGGCCAUUUGUGUUUGUGCA